This is a messenger RNA of Aricia agestis (brown argus), 792 nucleotides long. RefSeq lists its product as uncharacterized. The transcript has 2 exons. NCBI's taxonomy places the organism in Eukaryota, Metazoa, Arthropoda, Insecta, Lepidoptera, Lycaenidae. The record is from RefSeq and is a predicted model, not a curated record. The coding region runs from base 86 to 730 and encodes 214 amino acids.
ACAUCCUCAACUGUAGUUUGCAGUUCGAAAACUGACUAAACAAACUGAGCAUCGAAUUCAGUGCAUUUCGGACUUUUCUCGCAUCAUGUCUCCCAAAGUUCGCAACGACGGAAUCGUAAUUAGUAUUCUACUAUUUCAAGUAAUAAAAAUACCAGCCGUGCCCAUCCAUAAUGGAUUCACUGUGAAAUUUAGUCCCGGCGCACCGAAAGAGGAUAUUAAGCCGAAGACAUUUGGGUCGCUUUUCGCCAAAACUUCGCAAGGAUUGACCCCUCAAGCUCAAAAACUCUCGCAGACGAUUUUAACGCAGGGACUGGGAUGUACGAAUCAUAUCGCGAGACAUUUCGCUAUUGAAUCUAAUUUAUAUAACACGAGUGAAGACAGAAAAAUGGACAUGCUAACCAUCCCUAUUUUAAAAGAGCUCAACGAGACUUACAAAAUAAUCGUGGUGAAGGCGCCAAAAGGUUUCAGAAUCGGUAAACGUGAUUCCGAACAAGCAAUCAUAUACAUUCUUUUCUCAGACGAGGACACAGAAGAAUUUCAUAUACCUGAAGUUUAUUUCGUGAAGAAAAGUCCUAGUGACGUGCUAGACUCCAAAAUUGUGGACCCCGUCAUAAUAGUUAACAACAAUCGUACGAUAACCCGCCUGAGGAGCGCAGAUAUAACUAAAUUUGUUAGAUUUAAAAGUAAAAGAAACAACCGCCACGAAUCUCAGGAGGUAAUAAAGCGAUAACUUUAAGAAAUACUGUUAUCGUUCCAAGUUUAUGAUUCUCAAUUGCAUCUUAAAGUAACUAA